Haliaeetus leucocephalus (bald eagle) is the source of this 3487-nucleotide messenger RNA. RefSeq names its product lactation elevated 1 (gene AFG1L). The transcript is spliced from 13 exons. NCBI's taxonomy places the organism in Eukaryota, Metazoa, Chordata, Aves, Accipitriformes, Accipitridae. Gene Ontology annotation, cellular component: mitochondrion; cytoplasm. Gene Ontology annotation, molecular function: ATP binding; ATP hydrolysis activity. The coding region runs from base 1 to 1785 and encodes 594 amino acids. The record is from RefSeq and is a predicted model, not a curated record.
AUGGUGCAGCACGACACAAAUCAUAGGCGAUUUGGUCAGGCGAGCUGUUUGGAAAAUGGGAGCGCGUGGAUACGGCAGGCAGGUACUAUAAAUGGCACCAGCAUGGCACUCGGUGGGUCCCUGAAGUGCGGUUUGUGCCCAGUGGCCGGGGCGGCUGCGGCCGGCUCCUCAGGGGCUGCACCACAGCCCGCGGCUCGGUUUUGGGGGCAAAGGGAGGGAGGGGAGCCGGGGACCCCCGCUGGAACGACUCGCCCAGCACGGGCGGAGGCCCGGCUCCUCCGAAGGACGGCGGUCGCUGCCCCGGCGGGACUCCAUUUCCCAGCGCGCCCCGCGCCCCCGCCGCAGAGGCCGGGCCGGGAAGGGAAGAUGGCGGCGCCCGUGUCGCCCUUGGUUACUGCGCGCUGCCUGCUGCGGGCUUCGGCGCGGCGCGCCCCCCGCCUGCUACCGGCGCGGGCCGCCGUCCUGCGGAGAGCAUACACAGCUCAGGCAGAUGAGAAGACAGUCCCUGGUCCUCCUACAGAUUCUAAUGCCAGAGCCUUAUUGGUUUGCAGUGGACCUUUAGAACAUUAUGACUUUCUGAUUAAGCAAGAAGAGCUGAGGAAUGAUAAGCAACAAAGAAUAGUUGUGCAGCACCUGCAGAAGCUGCAUGAGAGCCUUAAAGGCUACAGCAUCAGUUCAAAAAAUCUUCUCUCAAAGCUCUUUGCAAAAAACAAACCCCCAAAAGGUCUUUAUGUCUAUGGAGAUGUUGGCACAGGAAAAACAAUGGUGAUGGACAUGUUCUAUUCUCACUUAGAAGUAGAAAGGAAAAAGAGAGUCCAUUUUCAUGGCUUCAUGCUAGAUGUACACCAGAGAAUACAUCGACUUAAGCAGAGCUUGCCAAAAAGAAAGGCAGGAUUUAUGGCCAAAUCAUAUGACCCAAUUGCACCAGUAGCAGAGGAAAUAAGCGAAGAGGCUGCUCUCUUAUGUUUUGAUGAAUUUCAGGUCACUGACAUUGCUGAUGCCAUGAUUCUGAAGCAGCUUUUUGAAAAUCUUUUCCAAAAUGGGGUUGUCGUUGUGGCAACAUCUAACAGGCCGCCAGAAGAUCUCUAUAAAAAUGGUCUUCAGAGAGCUAAUUUUGUACCAUUCAUUGCUGUGCUGAAGAAAUACUGCAGGACAAUCCAGCUUGACUCUGGAAUAGACUACAGGAAACGAGUGCUUCCUGCUGCUGGAAAACUUUACUACCUCACAAGUGAAGCUGAUGUGGAGGCUGUCAUGGAUAAGUUGUUUGAUGAGCUGGCUCAGAAACAAAAUGAUUUAACUAGACCAAGGAUUCUAAAAGUGCAAGGCAGAGAGCUGAGGCUGAAUAAAGCGUGUGGAACCAUUGCAGACUUCACGUUUGAAGAGCUGUGUGACAGACCUCUUGGGGCCAGUGACUAUUUGGAGAUAUCAAAGCAUUUUGACACAGUCUUUGUUCGUGACAUACCACUUCUUACAAUGGCAAAGAGGACACAGGCUCGUCGUUUCAUUACUCUUAUUGAUACUUUUUAUGAGCAUAAGGUGCGUAUUAUUUGUUCUGCAGUGACUCCGCUCCAAAGCUUGUUCCUGGUAGAACAUGACAAUGGUGAGCUAGAGGACAACAGAGUGUUGAUGGAUGAUUUGGACUUGUGCCAGGAUUCUGCCAAAGGACUCUCCAUGUUUACAGGAGAAGAGGAAAUCUUUGCCUUUCAGCGUACUGUCUCACGGCUUACAGAAAUGCAAACUGAACAGUACUGGAAAGAUGGGGACAGAAGCAAAAAAAUGUUAUAAUUGAAAGUUUAAUAAAAUCACCAAGAAGUAAAACUACAGAAUUUGAAAGCUUUUUAGCACAACUGAAAUAAUAAUUGCACUUUAUCAUUUGGACUGUGUUUUCUUUCAUCAGUUGUUUUUUGUGCUUAACACAUGAGGACUCAGGAUUUUUUUUUCUGUACCACCAGUGUGUGGACAUGUGAAAUUUUGCCUUCGUUUUCUCUUCUGUAAAAUAUAACUUUGAUGUUCAGGAAGUUUAAUGGGAUUAGAAUUUUUCUGGAGAAUUGGUCUAGAGACAAAGUUAAUGGGCUGUGCGGGGUUCACAGUAGAUUUAUAAUGUCAUGUGAAGAGGGCACUUUGUGGUUUAUGCACUGCUUCUGACAUGUACAAUGCGUUUUGGACAAAAGAAAAAUCAAAUGCUUUCUUUAUGAAACUCCUGAUAUGAUAUUGUAUAGUUCCCUGCUAGAAUCCUGGAGAUCCUCUGUAGUGUAUUCUAGGGGGUUUUUUUCUCAUUUUCUGUGUGUAGCCAUCUGUUGACUUCCAGGCUCUUAAGAGUUUCUUGUAAUCAGACUUGCUCAGUCUGGUUCAUUGAAAACUAAUGGAUUGAACCAAGAGAGAACCCUGAGGAGGAGCUUGAAGGUACUUGAAACUGCACAGGAUAAAGAUCUAAGUAAUCACGGAUGGGAAAAGAAACUAUGGUAAGACAGGGUAUACUGUAACAUAGAAGUGCAAGUUAAUACUCUUCCUAAGUUUUGCAGUUCUUGCAAGCCUGGAUAUGCUGCCUCUACACCAGUGACGUACCUCUACCCUGAAUUUUCUCAGGCUUCAUCUAUACCAAACCUUCCAUUGCUGCUAGUACACCUGCCCUGAUCUGGGGACAGUAGUACACAGUACUACUGAGGCAAUUCAUUGUGCUACAAUAGGAAUGUGUUUCAUGGAAACAAUGGGAUAUUAACUGAUACCUCAAAACACAUCACCUAUCCUUGUGUUUGUAGUUGGAAACUUUCUUUUAGUUAAAAAUGCAAUUGUGUCAUUCUCGGUUUUAAUCUAACUGAAACAAAAUAUGGUAUUGCAGAUACUGGCUUAUAGUGUAUUUUUAUAAGAAGUCAUUUUAAGACCAUAUUUAGAAACCCUGAAUAGGCAAAACCAUUAUGCAGAUGGACUGAAAAGUUUGCCUUAAUUUCUUAAGGAGAAGAUAUAUAACACACUGUCCCCAAAUUUGAGUUUUCUUGGAUUUUGCAACAUGACCUUUUUCUUGUACUGUAUCUGUUAUCAAAAAUAAUUCUUCUCUGCCUUUGUUAAGCCUGAUUAAAUUGUUUCACUUGUAGCCCCCAUCACAAUUACAGAAAGCUUUUAAAAGAGAGUUUUGUGUGGCAGGGAGGACUGGAGAGGUCCUGUGCACUUGCAUUUGUUAUGGUAAUACAGAUGCUUUGGAGCCAUGUGCUGAAGUGUGGUUUUCUGUUCCGAUCACUUCUGUUUGUCCUGGAAGUUACUUAUACUGGCUAUACCUGUUCUUCAGAGAAUUUUUAAAAGCCUCUAUUUGUAGUUUACAACUUACGCAACUAUGUUUUCAUUCCCAUAAGGGUGACUACCAUGGAGAAUUUUAAUGCAUAUUUAUGAAAACCCCAGUCAGAAUACAUUGCUUAUACUUAAGAAUAUCCGAAUAAUUGAUGUAUAUUUUCAGAGAUUUGUAUUAGGUUUCUCAACAGAGGAACUAUUGAGA